UGUUGUGCAGGGUGCUUCAGGAAAAUUGGGUAUUGAGGUGCUUUUAUGGGCUACCUAGCUUUGUAUAACAAAAAAAGACCUGAGCCUCCAUUCUUGGCACCCUGUCCAGCUUGUUUCCAGUGCAGGUUAAACACCACUGGAGCCUGAUGCAGUUUGAGGUGUUCAUGUGAUCUGAAGGAGUAGUCGUGGAUGGGAUUAUGUUUGGUUGGUUUGCAGAUGAUGUGGUAAUGUUGGCAUCUUUAAACCAUGACCUUUUAGGAGUGGAGCAGUUUGUGGCCUGGAUGAGAGUCACUUACUAUAAGUCUGAAAGCCAAGUUUCUUACCCAGGAAAAUUAACUGCUACAUCCAGGUUGGAGGACAUGAAGUAUUUUAUCUUGUUCACAAGAGAAGGGGAGAUGGAUCAGGAAAUGCACUGAUUGGGGCCCUAUUGGUAAUGUGCUGCUCAAAUAGCAAAGAAAGAGAUUAACCUAAAAGAAAAAAGGUUCCAACCCUUAUAUAUGGUAACGAAACAUGGAUCAUAACAAAUAAAAUUAGAUACUGGAUGCAAUCAGGUCAAAUGAGCUUCCUCUGCAAGGUAGCUGGUCAAAUUCAUAGAGUUGGGUUGAGGAGCUGUGCCAUCUGAAGAAUAGUCACUGCUUCUUUGUACCAAAAGGAGUCAGUGGAAGCUGUUAGAACAUCUGAUCAGAAUGCCUCCUGAGAAUCUCCUUUCAGACGUUUCUGAGCAUGUUCCACUGAUGUUGAGGUAGAUCUAGAACCUGCCAUCAGGACCAUAGAUUCGAUGUAGCCAGAGGAUGCCUUGAGAUCCCUCAGUAUGAUUUUAUUUCUAAAUAAAUGUAUAAAUAAAUAUUUGUUUAUAUUUCUUAAUACAGAAGAUUGUAAAAUAGGUAGUUUGUUGUAGGUUGCUUCCACUUAUCUCUCUGCUGAAAAUCAGAUGCCGUGCCUCAACGAAGGACAUGAGACAGCUGUUUCUAUUAAUAACCUCAACACUCUUACCUAUCACAACACCCCCCCCCUCCAACCCACGCAUUGCUACUGCCGAGCCACAGCAACCCCCGUCCUGGAUAAAUCCCACACCAAAGAUCGCAUAUCCAAAAAGCAGCAGCUGCAGACAAAAAGAAACACUGAAAGCAAUCAGAGAAAUCUUGUUUCUUCUACUUUUUACCACCUAGAGAGCAUGAAGUCCCUGCGCUUCCUUGCAGCUGAGGGCUUCAUCCAGACUGGUUCAAUGGCUUUAGGGAACCUAAGCUGUGUGUCUUUUAACCUCUAUCCACUGCUCUUCAAGGCCUGCUACCUCCAUGAGCAGGCUGAGCUGCUGCAUGCUUUGGUCCAGACGUGGCCUCUACCUGAGCUCAACAUGCAGAGACUCCUGGGAAGAUCCUCUGACUGUGAGCAGGACCUCACCUCUUGCACCUGCCGGACUUGCCUACAAGCAGUUCUGACCGGCCUGAAGGACUACGUGCUAUCUCCUCCAAAAACGUAUGCGAAGAGUUUACAUGUGGUGGACCUGACUGCCCUCAAAGACAUUGAGCACCAAGCCUGUCUAUGCAAGUCCACCAUGGGUCGAUGGACUCGGACCCAGCUCCUGACCCAAAUGUGCUAUGAGACUAUGGUGGCCAUGCAGGCGAGUGAUGUGAACCCAUCUGCGUUUGAAACAUCUAUUGACAUCCUUCUGAAUGGAUUUGUGACAGGCCGAAACUAUGAGCAAGUUGCUCAGGCCUUCCUACUUCUCCGCUACUGUCCCCUGAAGGUUCGCUUUGUUACAUUUAGAGCCGACUCCCUCGCUCUCAAGCAGCUGUUCUACGUUCUUCGCUUGGCGGAGCCUGAGUCCAUAACAAAGCUGGAGGUUGUCCACAAUGUUCCCCUGGAGGCCACGCACCUGGAGGUGUUGCUCUCCAGGGUGGAGUUCCCCAAACUGCAGUCUCUGACGCUACCAGCUGGAGCGCUGGAUGUUAGAAAGCUGGGUGCUGAUGAUGAUGAUCUGCUGGCCACCAUUGGCAGUCUGCUGGCACAACUUGGCAACCUUACUGAGCUUUAUGUUGGGUUCUCAACUCUUACUGGACACGUUCGCAGACUGCUAUGUCCCCUCAAUACGCCACUGAAGUGUUUGGAGCUGGCCAACUGUUGCCUGAACCGCGUGGACAUGACCUACCUGGCUAACAGUCUGCACAGUGAGGCGCUGGUCCACCUAGACCUCAGUGGACAUGAUAUCUUCAGCUCUUUUUCCACCGCAUUCCACAAACUCCUGAGUCGCUGCUCUGCAACACUGACAACCCUCAUCCUCGAGGAAUGUGACAUUAAGGAUGAACACUUAACCACCUUGACCAACGCUCUGUCUCCCUGCCAGGGACUGGAGGAGUUAAAACUUCUGGGAAAUCCUCUCAGCGCAGUCUCUCUGAGGAGGUUGUUCUCCACGCUGUCGACAGGGUUUCCUCAGCUGAGGUACAUAGAGGUACCUGCACCCCGUGAAUGCUACGCCGAGGAUGUUGCUUAUCCUCUCGAAGAAGCAGUCUUGUUGAACUACAACAGAGACUUGUUUCAGCAGACCAGGGAUCAGCUUAUGGGCAUCUUAGAGCGAGCCGGCAGAGGAGGAGUGGAGGUGUGUACUCCCCUCAUGGGCACCUAUGAUCCAGACAUUACCGAAACCAGCAAUGAACUGGGGGUGUCGAUGCUAAAAUCUUUCAACAGUGUGAUUGGAAAUUUUAUAGGUACAAUAACAGAUGUGGACACCGGGAGAUCACAGGCCCAGAGAGGUAAUGAGAACUCCUGAUGAGCAACCAAUGGACACGGAGGACCUUUGCCAGAGGUGUUGGAGAAAUCUAAUUGAAGCACAUCUUUAAAAGUGGUUAUUAAUCCUGUACAUGGAUCCUUGUUUGAGACCCUAAAGUAAAAAUUAAUCUUGCCUGCAUUUAAGUUACCUUCUAGUUUUCAUGUUAGCUUCAGUGUCUUGAAAAGUAUUCAUCUCCUUAACGUUCUCACAUCGUCAUGUUAAAACUGCAUAUCUCAAUGUUUUACUGGGAUUCUGUAUAACAGACCAGCACAAACUACAGCAUAGUUUUCAAGAGAAAGAAUUUUAUACCUUGUUUUAAAAAUGUUUUAACAAAAGGUCAUUUGUUUUCAGCCCCUUUUACUCUGAUACCCCUAAUAAAUGUAACCAAUAUCACUCAGAAGUCACCUAA
This is a messenger RNA of Girardinichthys multiradiatus, 3176 nucleotides long. RefSeq names its product leucine rich repeat containing 14B (gene lrrc14b). The record is from RefSeq and is a predicted model, not a curated record. The transcript is spliced from 3 exons. Bases 932 to 2767 code for a protein of 611 amino acids. Lineage: Eukaryota; Metazoa; Chordata; Actinopteri; Cyprinodontiformes; Goodeidae. Gene Ontology annotation, cellular component: cytoplasm.